UGCGGUAGCUAAAAUGCGUUGCUGCUCUGUAGGAGUUACAUAACAGCGGCCAGCCUCUCUUAUUUUGGAUUUACUGGAAUUACGCUACUCGAGAAAACAGGGGGCGAGUUAGCUAGCUAGCUGAGAUAGCUUUAGCUAGCUAGCUGCAUUGUUUUUGUACUUCAUGAAAUCCGUAUCUGGUCUCGUCUUUGCUGUUCUACAUUAAUUUCCGUCAGAAAAGGCUCAUUUGAGGUGUUUCUGCCAAACAAGGAUGACGAAGGAAAAGAGGAGGAAGAUGCGUCCAGCUGUGCGAACGGGUGAGAAACGCUACGUCAUUUAUCCCGUCCAUUGAAGGCCUCCAGGGACUGGCCUGCUUCUAGACCCCAACACAAGGAACGAUGGACUACAGGCAGCACAGAGACAAGACGAGGGCCAGCUACUUUGGCAACGUCAAGAACAGACUGGGCACCAAGCUGCCUGCAGGCGUCACCCAACCUCCAGGUUUCUUCACGGGGCCGUGGGACGCCACCUCCCGCGCUAAUGGAGCCCGGAACGUUCUGACUAAAGCAGAGGGCAGCACCGGACGGCAUCACAUCCGCAACCCAAAACUGAGGCAGUAUUACCUCAAAGAGGCUGCUUUCCCAUCUGAUGCAAACAAAACGCUGGAAUCGUCGGAUGAAUCAAGCAGGAGAAAUGAGCAAGAGGUUCAUCAGGGGGACACCGUGUUUAGUGUGGCCUCUCAGUUCAGUGACAGACCAACAGAUACUACACUACCCACAACCACCUGCUCUGCCCUCUCAACCACACAGCAGCUCUGUGUCCCCCAAAGCAAGGCCUCCUCCACCCAAGGACGGCCACCUCUGGCGACAACCCCUGACCUCUGUCCAAGUUCGGAGCCCAGAAUGGAUGCUGUGACCCCCACAACCCCUGUUUCUCCUUCAACAGACGCAGAAUAUGACAAGCUACUGGACGUGGAGGCGGUGCCAAUGCCUGAUGGCCAGCUGUGCCUAUUGGCUCUCCCGCCUGAGUGCACACAGGGGGAGGGGCCAACAGACAUGCCUUACCUCAAGUUGUUCUGUCGUUUCAUCACCGACCGGAAAGGUGUGGUCUCUGGGAUUCUCCUGGUGACGGCCAACAAGAUCUUCUUUGACCCUCAUAAGUCCCUCCCUCUGGUGCAGGAGAACGGCUGUGAGGAGUAUCUGUUCUCCUGCAGUGUGGACAACCUGGCAUCAGUCAGCUUCUUCUCCGAUAUCUCCCACGUUCACUUCAGCAAAUCUACACAGAGGUGGAAGGGUCGUAAGAAGUCCUCAAAAAGCAAAACUUCAAAAGACACAAUCAAAGAGAUCCAAAGUGAAAUCCACAGUGCUACACCUCAGUCCAAGGCAGAGGCCAUUCCUGCGCUGGUGAGAUCAGUGACCUGGGACCUCCACACUUCUCUCAGGACGAGAGCAGAGACGAGCACAGGGGAGGAAGAGGGUGAGAGCCGAGACAUGGCCGAGGUGGAGCGGCAGCUGGAACAGCUCGCUCUGGAGUCCUCUGGGACGCUGGGAGCAGCCGUACUGAGCAGCGCUGCCACCUUCUGCUGUGGAGGAGCCAACACAGCGUUGGAGCAGGAUUAUAGAACAGAGCAGCAACCAUGUUUGAAGAAGCAGAUUUCAGGCCAAGGCUGUGCCAGCUCCCUGAUGUUUGUGAGAAUGCGUCAGAAGCCUCAGGCUGCAAAGAAGAAGGGCUUUGCAGCUCUGGAGCUGAGCAAAGCCAGACCUACAGCCUGCAGAGAUGCCUGGUUCACCCUGCAGCAGGACAGUUCAGACGAGCUCUACGCUUACCUGACCCAGCACAGGCCGGACCUGUGCAUCCUGGAGGGAGGCGAGGAUGAGGAGGUGGAGAGAGACGAAGAUGACUUUGUGCUUGUUGAUGAAGGAGAGAGGGGAGAAGAGGAAGAAGAGGAGUCUCCAAGGGAUGGACGCGCUGGGGACGAAUGGGAGAUGGUGUGUGUGGAGGACAGCAGGGGGAGGGGCUCGCUCUCUUUAGAUAAAGAACCAGAAGGACUGAGUGACAUUCUAAAGCAAAGCCUCAUACUGAACGCACAGCAUGUCCGAGAGCUCUCAAGUGAGUUGCCUCCGCGUACGGUUGGUCACUCGUGGAAGCUGGCCUACAGCACUAGCAAACAUGGCGCCAGCCUCAAAACCCUGUACAGGAAACUGAGCGUUUCAGACUCGCCCGUCCUUCUGCUCAUCAGAGACGACAACCAGCAGGUAUUUGGCAGUUUCCUUUCUCACUCGCUGCGGCCAAGCGACACGUUUUAUGGUACAGGAGAGACUUUCCUCUUUCUGCUGCACCCUCGCUUUAAGAGUUUCCGUUGGACUGGUGAAAAUUCUUUCUUCAUCAAAGGAGACCUGGAUUCUUUUGCCAUCGGUGGUGGAAGUGGUCACUUUGGCCUGUGGCUGGACGAGACGCUGUACCUGGGCAGGAGCAGCCCCUGCUACACCUUCAACAACUGCAGUCUGUCUGAGACCAGUGACUUCAGAGUGUUGGAGCUUGAGGCCUGGACCUUCUGGUGACCCCAAGGACCCCCAGACCAUUUCCCAAAACAUCACAGCACAAAGGGCUUCAUUUGAUGGUAGAGUGGACAUUAGUUUGAACAGUCUCUAAGAGAUAAGAUGACCUGUGAUGGAGUGGGCUCGAAUGUGGAAUAGCUGCAAUACUGGAUAUAUCCUAAAAGGUGAAGACGCUUCAUAUUAAGAACACAGGCCACCACUAACCCAAAAAAGUGACCACACGUACAUCUUGGAGUCUCGGACUUUGUGCCUAAAUGGAGAAACUGAGCUGUGUGGGCACAGAACGCCAUCAGUCUGACUGCACGCGUGAUCCCAUUGUACCGCAGAGUCACAGUGGAGCUCUUGCUCUCUAUAUAGAAGCUUCAGCUGUGAUGGUCUGACUGGGUCUCUGGAGUUGAGUACUUUGUUUGGUAGUCAGCUGUUGUUGCUAUCAGAAGUUGAGGUUCUUGUUCCAUCAGUACAACCAGUGUUUCACUGUCAGAAUAGCUCAAAUGGACAGUGCUUCAGCACCUUUAUGUCUUCAGCCAUUAAUGCUUAAAAUCAAAUCUGCAGUUUUCCCUUCACCGCAAAUGUCCAUCAGGCAGGACAUGUUUGGUGUCUAAAGCUUGCUUCUUUAUUUUAUUUCAUUUUAUUUAUUUAUUGUGGAUAUUAUGGAUAGCACUGUUAGAAGCUACACAAAUAAGUCUGAAUAUAGUUACUGAAUGUAGUCUAAAUGUAGUUCACACGGUACUGAGGCAAGUGUGUGAUAAUUUUAGUCAUGUAAUUUGGACAGUGCUAAUUGGUGGGGUAAUAGGAAUGUACAUUCUGACUAAUUUUGAUAUUCGAGUAUCUGUAGUUUAUGAAUGGAUAUCCUAUCAGGAUGGGCAAAUACUGAAAUAUUGAUAGUUCUGAUCCUGACAUUGCAUUUUGAGAACUGAUCUUCACAUUACAGUAUCAAUACUAAGUGAGAAUGGUACUGAGUGCUAGUUGGUUGGCAUUACAGCUACUGAGUGCUGGUUGGUUAGCAUUACUGCUACUGAGUGCUGAUUGGUUGGCAUUACAGCUACCAAGUGCUGAUUAGUUAGCAUUAUUGCUACUGAGUGCUGAUUAGUUGGCAUUACAGCUACUGAGUGCUAAUUGGUUGCCGUUCCUGUUAGUGAGUGCUGAUUAGUUGGCUUUACAGCUAAUGAGUGCUGGUUGGUUGGCAUUACUGACACUGAAUGCUGAUCAGUUGGCAUUACUGCUUUUAAGUGCUGAUUGGUUAGCAUUACUGCUACUGAGUGUUAAUUAGUUGGCCUUACAGCUACUAAGUGCUGAUUGGUUAGCAUUACUGCUACUGAGUGCUGAUUGGUUGGCAUUACAGCUGAUCAGUGCGGGUUGGUUGGCCUUACUGCUACUAAGUGCUGGUUGGUUGGCCUUACUGCUACUAAGUGCUGGUUGGUUGGCAUUACUGCUACUAAGUGCUGAUUGGUUAGCAUUACUGCUACUGAGUGCUGAGUGGUUGGCAUUACAGCUGAUCAGUGCGGGUUGGUUGGCCUUACUGCUACUGAGUGCUGAUUAGUUGGCAUUACAGUUACUGAGUGCUGAGUGGUUAGCAUUACUGCCACUAAGUGCUGAUUGGUUAACAGUACUGUUACUGUGCACUGAUUGGUUGGAAUUACAGCUACUGACAGCUGAUUGGGAGGGGGGUGGGGCGGAGCAGCUCAUUGGAUGAGCGAAGCAGCGUGCUCACUAAUGUCAUAAACGUAUAUUAGGCGCUGAUAUAAAGUCCUGUAUCUGGAGUUUAAAUGCACUUCAAAAUAUAACAGCAGUGUUAAAAUGUGUUGUGCUGUUCUGUGUUGACUGAGUGGCGGCUCUCCUCACUGCGCAUUCUGUGGCUCAUCCCUGUGGGCAGUAAGCUUCCUUUACUUGUUUCACACAUUAGCCUCGUAGCUGUAAAACUGAAGAAGCAAACUUCAGACACCAGUCCUGUUUUGGCUGAGUACAUUUGGAAGGGGGAAAUGAUGUAGAUCUAUUUAGUUUUAAACUAAGCUGUAAACAUCAUCCUUCUCUCAGCUCUACACCUGCUCAGGAUGAAUGCUGCUUCAGUGUUUUGUUACAGUUGCCUCUGUACAGAACAAGAUGUUAUUCAGAACCUUUUUUCCUUUGGAAAGUACUGAAGUUUAUGCAGAAACUAGUCAGUGUCAUGCUUGAAACUUUACAAAAAUACGAUAAUGUGAAUGGCUUCUUGCCUCUAAUGCACUUGUCGGUCAGCUUUGACUGGAGGAACGACUUUAACUCACAUUGAAUCUUUAUAGAUUGUGCACCACUGGCUUACUCACAAUGGCAGACUGGUCCACUGUAGAUGAGCUUGUGCAUUAAAACGUCAACACUUACAUCUUUAGUGCCAACGACCUGUAAUGAGUGACCGCAGGUGAAUGAUUUAAAGGGGAAUCCAAAGUUUUUUUUCAAAAUUUAUGCAAAACUUAUCAAAUGAAAUGUAAACAUUUAUUCGGAGAUGUUUGACGUGAAAUGAUUCAUUGUAGAGAAAAUGACUCGGAUUUCUUUACAGUGGUGGUGAUAGGAACCAGGGGUCACAUCAUCUGCAACACAAAUAUAGCCAUU
This is a messenger RNA of Colossoma macropomum (tambaqui), 5120 nucleotides long. RefSeq names its product oxidation resistance protein 1. NCBI's taxonomy places the organism in Eukaryota, Metazoa, Chordata, Actinopteri, Characiformes, Serrasalmidae. Gene Ontology annotation, cellular component: nucleus. Gene Ontology annotation, biological process: regulation of transcription by RNA polymerase II; response to oxidative stress. The record is from RefSeq and is a predicted model, not a curated record.